AUGCGGGAAACAAGGGACACCGCGAUUGACGAGGCGGCAAGGGCGAAGGCAGACCUGCGGGAGCUGGCAGCAGCGCACGAGUCAUUGGUGACGUCAUCGCGCGACGCGCGCCUGGCGGCCGACGUGCGGCUGGCCGAGCUGGUGGGGGAGGCCAAGCUGAGGGCGUACGAGAUGACGCGGGUGCAGGCGCUAUGUGAUGAGCGGGGUGUGGCGUUGCGUGAAGCGCGGGACCAGGCUGAGCUUCUGGAGGACAAGGUUCGCGCGCUCACCUCCGCCGCGCUGGCCCUUGAGGCGGACCGCGACCGCGCCACCGCGGAGCUGCGCGCCCAACUGGACGCCGCCGUGGGCCAGCUGGCACAGUACGAGGCCGCAGAGAUGGGCCUCGCGGGGGCGGCCCUGGUGGGGCCGACACACAGCCUCCACGCGCCCGACGGCGGCGGCGGCGCCGCGGGCUCGGAGCUGCAGCAGGCGCCAGCUGGCGGCGGGGGCGGGGGCGUGGGCGCGGAGGGCGGGAAAGGGUCGCGGCCGCUGCGCGCGCUGGGGCUGACGGCGCUGUCGGCACGCUGCACGGCGCUCGAGGCGGAGAAGGGGGAGCUACGGCGCGGCUGGCGGGAAGCUGAGGGGAAGCUGGCGCGGGCGGAGGGGGAGCUCGCGAACGCGCGGCAGCGGCUGGCGGCGGCGGCGGGGCCGACGAAGUUUGUGUUGGAGCGGAUGGAGGAGGCGCAGGCACGGGCGACAGAAGCGGAGGCCCGGGCGGCAGCGCUGCAGGCAGCCCUGGAGGCGCGUGAGGGGGCGCACAGGGCGGCGCUGGAGGAGCGGUCCGCGCUGCGGUCUGACCUGUCGAGGCUGCUGCGGGAGAGGGGGGCGCUGGACUCGCUGCGCGCGCUGGUGGCCGGGGCGCUCGGGAAGGCGGCGGCGGGCGGGGGCGGCGAGGGCUGA
This is a messenger RNA of Monoraphidium neglectum, 939 nucleotides long. RefSeq lists its product as hypothetical. Gene Ontology annotation, biological process: cilium assembly. Gene Ontology annotation, cellular component: centriolar satellite. The transcript has 5 exons. The record is from RefSeq and is a predicted model, not a curated record. Bases 1 to 939 code for a protein of 312 amino acids. NCBI's taxonomy places the organism in Eukaryota, Viridiplantae, Chlorophyta, Chlorophyceae, Sphaeropleales, Selenastraceae.